AUGGAGAGCCACUGGCCAAAAGACGAAGACUCAGGUUCGAAUGGCCCAAUAGCCCAAAGAGAGCCUGAUUUCGAUGCAGAAGAAGCAGACGACGAGACGUUGGAUCGCAUAUAUCGUAAACUGGACCUGCGUAUCAUCCCACCGCUAUGGACACUCUACUUUCUUUGCUCUGCCAUCCGAUCCAAUGUCGGGCUGGCUCAGACGAUGAACCUCAAGGAACACCAUGACCUGGGCUCGGUACUGCAUCUGACUCCCCGACAGAUCUCGACAAGUUUGGCACUUUUCUACGUGUGCUACGUCAUAUUCGAUCUGCCUUCAAACCUGAUCAUGACCAGGUUGAGCCCUCAUAUCUGGAUGAGUCGGAUAGUGAUUAGUGUUGGUGUCAUCGGGGCGUUGAUGGCAGCUGUCAACGCCGCGUGGUCGCUGUAUCUUCUCCGCCUCCUUCUAGGUAUCGUGAUAGCCGGCAUGUGGCCUGGCAUGGCAUACUAUCUAUCACUCUUCUACCCUUCUGCUCGCACCGGCCAGCGUAUAGGCUUCUACUUCACUGCCGCCCAAGUCUCUGCUGCAGUCGUUGGGCUGGUCUCUGCCGGGUUCCAGGAAAUGGACGGCUUAGGGAACCUCGUCGGCUUCCAGUGGAUGUUCCUCAUCUGGGGCCUGGUCGGCACAUUGAUGGGCAUAACGCUGCUAUGGUGGCUUCCAGACCGACCUCUCCCACCGGGCGAAUCUCAUCCGCCUCGCGCGGCAUGGCUUCGGUGGAUACCCACGACCAGGCCUGCACUAUCCGGCAAAGACGAAGAAUUGCACUACGCCGACGUACAGCGCGUUUACAAGAAAGUGCAAUGGGGCUGGUCUGAUAUCCUCCGCAUACUAUGCGACUGGCGUCUCUGGCCCGUGACAAUCAUGUACUUUGGUGUCGUGGGCGUUGGCAUCGGAGUGCAGAGCUACGGCACAGUAAUCAUCCGUGCCGCCAUCCCUUCGUUAACGGGCGUACAGCUCUCUCUGCUCUUCGCACCGAUAUGGGUCAUGGAUCUGAUAGCCAUCCUGAUCAUGACGCCAAUAUCAGAUGCAUUCCACCACCACCGGCCGGCCAUUUUCAUCUUUUCAUGUCUGAUAUUGCUCACCGGCCUGCUACUCACGACUUUCACCCGCACCUGGACUGCAUACGGCGGCCUGUUGGUUGUAGGAUUUGGUCUUGGCCCGACAGUCCCCAUCACCAUGUCCUUGACCGCCGAGCUGUUCGGAGCAAGGUACGGUGACGUCGGCGUUGCUGCUUCGACCGCGAUAGUGAGCGGGCUGGGUAAUCUGGGAAGUAUUGUGAGUACAUAUGCGCUGUAUACGGGAUGGAAUGGGGAUGCAAAGAGGGCGUAUAGAGGGAGCAAUGGGGUGAUGUGCGGUAUUGUUGGUGCAAGUAUAGUUGCAGCCGUGAUUGUGGGCGUGAUCGUAUGGGGGAAGCAGAGGGAAGCGCAGCGUGGCUGGAGGGGCGUAUGGUGGGUAAAAUGGUUGAUGAAAUAA
Molecule: messenger RNA, 1512 nt
Organism: Microsporum canis CBS 113480
Lineage: Eukaryota; Fungi; Ascomycota; Eurotiomycetes; Onygenales; Arthrodermataceae
Product: high affinity nicotinic acid plasma membrane permease
Exons: 2
Coding region: 1-1512 (503 amino acids)
Biological process (GO): biotin import across plasma membrane
Cellular component (GO): membrane
Molecular function (GO): solute:proton symporter activity; dethiobiotin transmembrane transporter activity; biotin transmembrane transporter activity
Source: RefSeq, a predicted model, not a curated record